This is a messenger RNA of Paramuricea clavata, 210 nucleotides long. The record is from the annotation of a GenBank genome assembly. NCBI's taxonomy places the organism in Eukaryota, Metazoa, Cnidaria, Anthozoa, Malacalcyonacea, Plexauridae.
AUGCCUGACUCCUUAAAAUAUUCAACUCCAUCCCUCUACGCAGAUGACACAGAAAUUUAUCUAUCCUCUAAAGAUUGUGAUGACAUUGUUAUUAAAAUAAACCUUGAUCUUGAAAAUAUUCGAAAAUGGAUGCAACAAAAUAAGCUCCAAAUUCAUCCGACAAAAUCGAAAUAUAUGUUUAUUGGAUCAGCGUAUAAUAUUAAACAUAAG